Molecule: messenger RNA, 1782 nt
Organism: Micromonas commoda
Lineage: Eukaryota; Viridiplantae; Chlorophyta; Mamiellophyceae; Mamiellales; Mamiellaceae
Exons: 1
Coding region: 1-1782 (593 amino acids)
Source: RefSeq, a predicted model, not a curated record
AUGGGAAGGGUGACAGUAGCGGCGCUGCUGCUGCUGACGCUGUCGUCGGCGUCGUGGAGCGGCGCCAACGGUGCGGGCGCCGUGCGUCGCGCGCUUCACGUCAUGGACCCCUUCCACGAGCACGGUCCGGUGAAGUACGUGGUGAGCGAUCUGGAUGCCGCUCCUCCUCGCUCUGGCUCGACCGACAACGCUCCAUCUCCCCCACAGCCGAUCGACACGAGCGUCGACGUGCCAGGGAGCGGCUCGGGUAACAGCGACGACGCUGUGCACGCCGCGAAGGACCACCUCACGCACACACCCGCGUCGGUCGUCGAGGAGAAGAAGGGCGACGCCAAUCUCGACGAAACGCCGCACGAACCCAAGGCGACCGAUGCCGAACCCGCAGAUACCAGCGCCGAGGCCGACGACGACGACGUCGACGAAAAUAUCGUCGGUCAGACGUAUCCCACGUGCGCGCCGUGUGACGAGUGCAUGGUAGACUGGGUCGCCGCUUCAAAGCGGGUGAGCGAGGGUACCGAUCAGUGCCGCGGCACGGGCGAGUGCCGCGGCGCUUGCGACGUUCAGCUCCUGCGCAUCAACGGCACGUAUGGGCUCAAGAAGCUGAGCAAGGACAGACCCCAGACCAGGGACCUGGGGGCGUCGGCGGCGACGGUGAUGCGGGUGGAGACUCCGCGGGGAAACCCCUUCGUAAAGUUUGUGUGCGUCCCCGGCUUGCCCAGACACCACACAGUGUGCGAGAAGGGCGAGGAGUACCCGAAGGAGAAGCGGCUAAUCCAGAACACGGAGUCGCUGCAGAAGCUCGCGGACUUCUGCGGUCUAGAAAGUAUUAGCUCGCGAUCGUGGAUCGCGCACGUGAGGGGACGGAUGCCCGCGGGGAUGCCCUUGACUCCCACAGAGAAUCACCCGACGCCUGUGGAUGUCGACCAGCUCGGCAUAUUUUCAUCCCCGGCGGAUGGCAUCGCGAUAUCAGCGCUGUGCGCCGGCGUGGAGGGCCCGAGCCUUCUGUUUGACGUGCCAGCGUACCAGAUAGUGGAGGCCGCGCUGUACGACUUCAUAUUCUGUGCUGGGGACAGGCACACGCAAAACGUUUUCAUUGACGAGGACUCCAACAUCAAGCUCAUAGACAAUGACAAUCUCCUGGGUGAACAGGUGUUUGUUCCAGGCUCAUUCAACAAAAGCCGGAAGUGCGGGGUGUCUUCGCUGUUUAUCCCGGGCACGAUGGAGAGUUGGAGGCUGCGCAGGUCGAAGUACUGCCGGGGACUGCUUGGGACCUUGGAUUACCGGUGUCAUGCGGGUCCCUCUGGGGAGGUGAACCUGAAGCCAAAAUUGCAGCAGUGCCUGACGCACUUCAAGAAAUCCAGCGCCAAUGAUAUUCACGCCGAGUUUGGACUCGCCGAACUCGACUUCGCAGAGAGUCUCAAACAGAGGGCGACUGAUUUGCUGGAUGUCGGCUUUCCUGCGGCGCUGCAACGGGCAAACGAGUUUGAAAAGACUAUCAUGUUCACAAAAGCUCCGGACAACAAGAAACCGUUUGUGGGGAAAAAAUGGGACGACAUCCCUACGAGUUCAGAUAAAGAUAUGUUCGCGGCGUGGAGAGAUAGUAUGUGGCGGCCGCUGGAACCAGCGGUGUGUAACGGACUAAGGGCGAAUUGGGACAACGCGCCGUGGGACUAUCGCACCGAUAAAAGCUUCGUCGGUGGCGAGGAGGGUGCCAAUGGCAUUGGCAUUGAAUUGCAGAGGAUUACAGUUGAGAUGACACGCCCGAAGACGAUCCAGCCCUGA